Pediculus humanus corporis (human body louse) is the source of this 4473-nucleotide messenger RNA. Its product is annotated as trichohyalin, putative. NCBI's taxonomy places the organism in Eukaryota, Metazoa, Arthropoda, Insecta, Psocodea, Pediculidae. Gene Ontology annotation, cellular component: cytoskeleton of presynaptic active zone. The record is from RefSeq and is a predicted model, not a curated record. Gene Ontology annotation, biological process: regulation of synaptic plasticity; maintenance of presynaptic active zone structure; neuromuscular synaptic transmission. The coding region runs from base 1 to 4473 and encodes 1490 amino acids. The transcript has 9 exons. Gene Ontology annotation, molecular function: structural constituent of presynaptic active zone.
AUGUUUCAACAAAUGCAAUCAAUGGCUCAAAAACAGCUUGACGAAUUUCGAGCCGAAAUACAAAGACGAGACCAAGAAAUAUUGGCAAUGAGUGCAAAAAUGAAAACAUUAGAAGAACAACACCAGGAUUAUCAAAGACAUAUCGCAGUUUUAAAGGAAAGCCUUUGCGCCAAAGAAGAACAUUAUAACAUGAUGCAAGCCGAUGUAGAAGAACUACGAAAUCGUUUGGAAGAAAAAAAUCGUGCAAUUGAAAAAAAAACAUUAACUGCAACACAAGCAAUUGCUGAAAAAAACAGAUUAAAUACAGAAUUAAACGAAUUGCGUGAUCACAUGGAUAUAAAAGAUAGAAAAAUUAACAUAGAAAACCUUGAAGACUUGCUGAAAGAAAAAGACAAUCAAGUGGAUAUGGCAAGAGCAAGAUUGAAUGCCAUGCAAGCAAGUCAUUGUUCUUCCGAAGGAGCGUUAACUAGUCUGGAAGAAGCUAUUGGGGACAAAGAGAAGCAAAUGAAUCAAUUGCGCGAGCAAAGAGAUAGAGCUGAGCAGGAAAAACAGGAGGAAAGGGAACUUCACGAACGAGAAAUAGCCGAGUAUAAAAUGAAACUUCACGCGUUGGAAAAUGAAGUAGAAAAACUUGGAGCGAGAUUGGAAAGAGCGCAAGCUGAAAAAGAUAGAUUAGAAGCCAAGUUAGAAAGUUCUCAAUCCGAAUUGGGUAAAUCAAAAGCCGAAUUGGAUAAAGCGACGAGCGAAGUUGGGAAAAGUGGUGCCGAUUGGGAAGCUGCAAAACAAAAAUUAGCUCGACUAGAACUUGAAAAUGAAAGGUUAAAACACGAUUUAGAAAGAUCGCAAACCACUUUUGGAAGAAGCACUUUGUCAACCUCUCAAGAAUUAGAUAGAGUUCAAGAAAAAGCAGAAAAAAUGGCCGCAGAGUUAAGGAGAGCUCAAGCGGAAUUGAGGGUCGUGCAAGCAGAUAACGAAAGAGCAUAUUCGGAAACGGCUACUCUCCAAGAGAAAUUAGAAAAGUCACAGGGUGAAGUCUACAGAUUAAAAGCUCGUUUGGAAAAUGCUCAAGCCGAGCGAGAGAGUCUUCGAGAGGAAUACGAUCGAUCUCAAGGUACAAUAACACGCCUUCAUUCUGAAAGAGAUAAAGCUUGUGCUGAUUUAGAAAAGUUAAAAGAAGAGUUAGAAAGAACUCAGGGCACUUUAUUAAAAUCUCAAUCGCAACAAGAAAAACUUCAAAAUGCAUUGGAUAAAGCCCAAACGGAAAUUGACAAACUUCAAGAAAAAUUAGAUAAAACCUCUAGUGAAGUCAGAAGAUUACAAGUGGAAAAAGAAAAACAACUUUACGAUUUCGAUAAUACUCAAUCGCAACUCGAUAAAGCUCUUGGCCAAGCAACAAGACUACAAAAAGAGCGGGAAAACGUACAAAUAGAACUUGAAAGAGCCAGAGACAAAUUUGAAAAAACUCAGAUAUUAAUGGUUAGAUUGCAAAAAGAAAGAGAUGGAUUCCAAGAACAGGUUGAAAAACUACAAGAAAGAGUUGAAUUCCAACAAAGUCAAGGAGCGAAAAACCAAAGAGAAAAAGAAAAUCUUCAAAGGGAAUUGGAAUCACUUAGAGAAAAAUGGGAAAAGGCUCAAAGUUUGCAACAAAGGCUUCAAAUUGAAAAAGAAGAUGCUAUUACGGAAAUUGGAAUAUUAAAAGAUAGAUUGGAAAAACAGCAAAGUACUUUAGAGAGAGCUAUCGAAGAUAAAGAAACAGUUAUUAAAGAAAAUGAAAGGCUUCUUGAAAAAAUUGACAGAUUGCAAGGAGAUAUAUAUAAAAUGCAAACCAAACUGGAAGCAGAAGAAUCAGAAAAGGAUAGAUUAGAAUUAGAAGCUGAAAAAUCUCAAUUAUUAGCUGCAAAAGCUAGAGAAGAACAUCGUAAAGUUCUUGACGAAGUUCAAAGGUUACAAGAAUUAUGCGAUCGAACAAGUUUGCAACUUUCUAGAACAAAAGAAAACGAAGAAAAAUAUAAAGAAAAUAUAGAUAAAAUGCAUGUUGAUUUAGAUAUGGUUAGAGAACGAUACGAAAAAACACAAAUAGAAAUGAGGAGGAUUCAAAAUGAAAAAGAAAAAUUACAAGGAGAAAAUGAAAGAUUAAUUUUUGAACUGGGAAGAGCACAUUCACAAAGUGGCAAAGCACAAGCAAAUAAUGAAAAAUGCCAGGAAGAAUUGGCGAGGCUACAAAUUGAAUUGGAAAAAAUGUACGAUAAACACGAUAAAGCUCAAUUAGAGCUUAGAAAAGCUCAAACUGAACUGGAAAGGUACAAAACCGAUGCGGAAGGUCUAAAAGAAGAAUCGGAAAGAUAUGCACUGAGAAUGAACAAAUAUCAAGAAAUAAAAGAAAAUUACGAAAGGCAAAAGAUAGAAAUCGAUAGAUUAAAGGAAAAAUUAGAAAAGUCGUUGUUAGAAAAUGAAAAAAAUAGAAAAUUAGAGCAAGAAGUACUGAGACUUAAAAACGAAUUAGAAAAAUUAGAAUCGACCAGAGGAAAAUAUCAAUACGAACAAGAAAAAAGCUCGACUGAAGCCGGGCGUCUUUAUCAGGAAAACAAAAAACUUCAGGAAAAACUUGAAUUAUCUCAACAAGAAUACCAAAAACUUCUUUUGACUAAUGAAAAACUUGAAGAACGAUUACACGAAGUUCAGUUACAACUUGAUCUAAGUCACGGAGAAAUAGUCAAACUUUCUGGAGGACAAGAAAGACAAUAUGGAGAAAUGGACCGGCUACUCAUUGAAAACGACAAGUUGAAAGACAGAUACGAAAAACUUCAAGUGAAAAUUGAAAUUUUGGAACAAGAAAACUCAAAAUUAAGAGUCGAAUCUACUUCGUUAGAAAAGAAUUUAUCCGAAUAUCAAAAAUUAAAGGAAGAAAACGAAGAAAUAAAAGUUGAGUUGGAAUUGUAUAAAAAUAAAAUAGAAAAAUGUAACAGCGAAAUUAUAAAAACUAAUAAAGCUAAAGAAAAAUUAGAAAAUGAAGUGAGCCGCCUUAAUAAAGAAUUAGAAAAACUUUUAGCCAACAAAUCUAAAUAUCAAAAUGGAAACGAAGCCAACAAUUUAGAAUUAGAGAAAAAGAAUGCGGAAUUGUGCAAAAUGCAUGAAAAAAUUGAAAAAAUUUUGUACGAAAAAAAACUCGCAGAAGAAGAGAAGGAUGUUAUUAAACUCGAGCUGCAGCAGGCUACUAGAAUGCUGGAUCAGCUACAAGAAAAGGUUAGACUUUACGAAGAUAGUGGCAGAGGACAAGAUGAUUUAAGAAAAAUGCAAAAAGAAUUGUUUGCCACUCUUCAGGAAAGAGACAAAUUACAACAAGAAUUAGCUCAAGCAAUUCACGAACGUGAUAAAUUAGCAUCGGCCAAAAAACAGUCCGACAAAUUGGACCAACAAUUGGAAAAGAUGGACACCGAAAUACAACAGUUACAAAUGGAACGAGAUCAACUCAUCGUUCAACUAGAAAAAUCGCAAAGCAUGCUCAUGAACUUCCAACAAGAGCUUCAACAAUCCGAAGUCGAAUUGCAAAGAGAAAAAGAAGAAGUUAAAAAAUUGAGAGAAGAGCAAAGACGAUUUGCUCAAAGUAACGCUGAGAGAAGUGGAAAAGAAAUGAUCGAAGCAAAAGAAAGAGAAAUUGCAAAACUACAACAAAAAAUUCAACUUCACCAAAUGGAAAUCGAGAAAGAAAAACAGAAAACUCUCACGCUGGAGAAAAAUCUACAAGAGAGCAAUGCAAGAGCAGAUUUAGAAUUAGAACAGUGGAGAAGAGUUGUGGAAACGGAGCAAACGAGAGCAAACAAUGCGGAAAAAUUAGCGUUUGACAUGCAGAAAAAGGUGCAAGCAUUGGAAAAACAAUUAUCACAACAGCAGCAGCAACAGCAGCAACAAAUACAACAAUUACAACAGGCUCAAAAACAGCAGUGGAAUCAAGAUGUUAAUGCCAAUCAGGAAUUGAUUAAAUUACGAAAGGAAUUAGAAAUGGCUAAAGCGGAAAUAAAAAAUUCAUCUGUUGAAAGAGAAAGAUAUCAAUCACAAUUGGAAAUGCUUGUUCAAGAAUUAGAAAAAAAACAGAAAGAAAAAAAUGCAGAAAUGGCAUCACUUUCAUAUCAAUUAAAUGAAACAAAACAACAAUUAGACCAAGUUAGAAAUCAAGUUGAAGAUUUUAAAAAAGCAAUUAAAAAUAGAGAAAAACAAAUACAAGAAAAAGAUGCCAUUAUUAAAAAUAUGGAAAUUGAAUUUAAAAAGAAACAAGAAUAUUGGGAAAGUCAAAUGAAAAAAGAAAAUUAUGGUAAUUUUUCAGCGGAUUUGGAAAAUAUGCAAAAAGAAUUGGAAGAAGCUAAACAAAAUUCAAAAAGAGCUCAAGAAGAAAUUGAUCGUUUAUUAAAAGUUAUACAAAUGAGUCAAGAAGAGCAAAAUGCUAAAGAAAAACAAAUUCAAAAUCUUCAAACGUAA